CGGAUAAGUAUCUCUCUUUUUUUUUUUCUUUCUUUCUUACGAAUAAUAUACGCGAGAUAAAAACAAAAAAUAUAGUGAUAAAGGACAUAACAAAGCAAGACUAUAAUCCUAUCGACGGGAAAAAGAAGAAGGAAAGACGAAAUAAGGAAAAACACAGAUAUAUUUAUAAAUUUAUAUCGAGACUACAUCCAUAAAACAUAUAUCCAAAGAGACUGAAAAAUGACGGUAGCAACGGAUUCAGGAAAGACAGAAGGGCAAAGCACUUAUUAUAAGGCGGUUGAAAGCUUCGACGACAUUUUGCAUUAUGUUGGAGAAGCCGGUCGUUAUCAAUUGUUCCUUUUUUUUCUUCUAUUGCCAUUUACCUUCGUCUAUGCGUUCCUAUAUUUUGCACAAUUCUUCAUAACAUUGGUGCCUGCUGAACAUUGGUGCACGAUACCAGAGCUCAUGGAUUUGAAUCUUACAGAUCAUCAAAGAAUCGCUUUAGCGAUACCACCACCAACGAACGAGGAAUUAAAAUUAGAAAGUUCGACGUCCUUUUCAAGAUGUUUCAUGUACGACGUAAAUUACACUGAUAUUUUCAAUAAAGGUAUCAGAAAAUCUGAUCCAAAUUGGCCUAAAAUUCCUUGCAAUAAUGGAUGGGAAUACAAUUACACAAUGAUACCGUACGCCUCCAUUGCUGCCGAGUUGAACUGGGUUUGCGAAAAAACUUUUCUAAGUUCAGCGGCGCAAUCAGCAUUUUUCGUAGGAAGUAUCAUCGGUGGUUUUAUUUUUGGUUACAUAGCCGAUCAUUAUGGUAGAAUACCAGCAUUGGUUUCCUGCAAUGCCGUAGGAUUUUUCGCAUCCGUUGCUACAGCAUUUUGUAAUAGCUUUUGGAGCUUUUGUCUGGCCAGAUUAAUCGUCGGUUCGUCCUUUGACAAUUGUUUCAACAUUCUUUUUAUCAUCGUUAUCGAAUAUGUCGGACCAAGAUAUAGAACUUUGUUCGCAAAUAUGUCAUUUGGAAUCUAUUUCGCUGCAGCAGCUGGAUUGUUACCAUGGAUUGCUUAUUGGAUAGCAGAUUGGAGAAUUUUAAGUAUAGUUACCGCAUUUCCAAUGAUCGUUGCAUUUAUUGCACCUUGGAUCGUCCCCGAAAGUACACGAUGGUAUAUCAUGACGGGAAAACCAGAUAAAGCCUUCGAAAUGCUGAAAAAAUUCGCCAAGGUCAACAAAAAGAUAUUGCAACCACAAAUUUUGGAAACAUUCGAAAAAAGUUGUAAGAAUGCAGCUGAAAUGGAUUCUGCCCAUCGUCAACACACUGUGUUGGAUCUUUUCAAGUUACCUAGAUUAGCUUGUAUUACAAUAGUACUUAUAAUAUAUUGGCUUCUCAUUGUUUUGGUAUUUGAUGGGCAUGUAUGGAACAUGAAAUUGUUGGAUCCUGAUGUGUUCACAUCCUUUUCUCUUGCAUCAAUGACCGAACUUCCAGCUGCUAUUCUUUUAGCUCUUUUACUGGAUAGAUGGGGAAGACGAUGGAUGGGAUUCGCAUCCAUGUUUUUGUGCGGUGUUUUCUCAUUCAUCGCCAUUGCAACUCCCGAAGGAUAUUUCACUGUGGCCAUGGCUAUUUUAGCACGUUUAGGAGUAAACAUAGCCGCGAAUAUUGGUUUUCAAUAUGCCGCUGAAAUGUUACCAACGGUGGUACGGGCACAAGGUGUUUCAUUGAUCCAUAUUAUUGGUUAUUUCGCUCAUAUUAUUGGACCUUACAUCAUUUAUCUGUCCGACGUCAAUCCGGCAUUACCUUUGGUUGCUCUCGGACUUAUAUCCUUCGUAGUUGCAUUUUUAACUUUAACGCUACCGGAAACCUUGAACAUGGAAUUACCAGAAUCAUUGGAAGAGGGAAAUGAUUUUGGUAGGGGACAAAAUUUCUGGUGGAUUCCAUGCAUAAAAGCAACUCCUGUCUUGAAGAAAUCAUACAGAAAGAAAAUGGGUUUGGAAAACAGUUCAUUCGACGAUAGUAUCGUAACAAUUGACUCUACUAGAUUAUAGCGAACGAUUGAUACAAACAAACAAAAAACUAACGCGAGAGUGUACAUGGGUGAUCAUUAAAAAUAACCACACACAAAUCGUUGUAAAUAAUAGUAAAUAUAAAUGUCAUCUUAGAUUUUAAGCUAGCAAAAAAGAUUAUGAAAUGACAAUUACAUAUUUUUAACGUAUGCAUCUAGAACGAAAGAAAAAGAAACAGCAAAGAACAAGCCACAAAAAAAGUACAAAAAAAAAAUGUUUAAAAACACAAAAA
Molecule: messenger RNA, 2266 nt
Organism: Polistes canadensis
Lineage: Eukaryota; Metazoa; Arthropoda; Insecta; Hymenoptera; Vespidae
Product: organic cation transporter protein-like
Exons: 10
Coding region: 220-2016 (598 amino acids)
Biological process (GO): transmembrane transport
Cellular component (GO): membrane
Molecular function (GO): transmembrane transporter activity
Source: RefSeq, a predicted model, not a curated record